Messenger RNA from Scheffersomyces amazonensis, 855 nucleotides. RefSeq names its product ESCRT-II subunit protein. Gene Ontology annotation, biological process: protein transport to vacuole involved in ubiquitin-dependent protein catabolic process via the multivesicular body sorting pathway. Gene Ontology annotation, cellular component: ESCRT II complex. The record is from RefSeq and is a predicted model, not a curated record. Lineage: Eukaryota; Fungi; Ascomycota; Pichiomycetes; Serinales; Debaryomycetaceae. The coding region runs from base 203 to 790 and encodes 195 amino acids. The transcript has a single exon. Gene Ontology annotation, molecular function: structural molecule activity; protein homodimerization activity.
UAACUUUGUACAUUGUAAUAUCUCUAAGUAAGAAUGGUGAAGGUUAAGAAAACGUACUAAUAAAAAGGUAAAUGCGUUACAGAUAGGAUAAAUUUCACGUGACACAUAUAUCCUCAAAAUCAAACAACCACUAAUUAUCAAUUAAGCAACUAUAUAUAGAUAUUACACACCCCUAUUAGAUAACAAAUAACUAACUGAUGAUAUGACGACAGAAUUCGUAUUUCCAAAGAUUCACACAUUCCCUCCACUAUACACAGAACAACCCAAUUCCACAAUCCUAUCUAAUCAAUUAGAUUCAUGGUGUCAAAUAAUUCUUCAAUAUUGUGAAUUUUAUAAGAUAACAUCAUUGAAUCGAAAUGGUACACCAAAAUAUAGUCAAAUUGAAUCACUUCUGAUUGAUUCAUUACCACCCAUAUUUGAAAAUAAAUCGAUAAAUCGUUCUACCAAUGAUAACUUUAGAAAUGUUAUUAUUCAUCAUUUAAUCUAUAAAUUGAAGAAAGCUCAAUAUAUUGAUCCUAAGAAACCGGAAUUGGGUAUUUAUGUAUAUUGGAGAUCACUAGUUGAAUGGGGUCAGUUGUUAUACGAUUAUGUUGAUUCAACUGGUCAAUUAGGUACGGUUCUUACCUUGUAUGAAUUAACUAAAUCAGAUGAAAGUGGAUUACCUGAUUCAUUAAAGAAUUUAGACGAGGGAUUAUUGAUAAAAAUAGUUAAAGAUUAUUUAAUAAAGCAAGGAAAAGCUCAAAUAUUAAUGAAUGAAGAUAAUGAAAUUGGAGGAGUAAAGAUCGUGUAAGUAUACGUAUACGUAUAAGUAUAAGUAUAGGUAUAAGUAUAAGUAUAAGUAUAGGUAUAAGUAUA